AUGGAUCAGGUCAAACUUCACCGACUACACAGACGCUUUUUCGCUCCUUAUCACUUUGCUCGUCAACAACACCUCGUUUCAGUGCGGGGAUAUGCGCGACGGGGACACAUUCCAUUCCACAAACCGACAGAGUUUGAAGAGUUGAACAAAUAUGAUCUUGCAGACGAAUCUGAAAUCAUUUCAGACUUGGAUCAAAUCGAAGACCAGCUCCUGCGGUCUAAAGCAGAUAAGACACGAGAAGAAAAGGAAGAACGAUUGCAGCUGAAAAAGAAGAUUCUGCAAAGGAAAUACUUCAAGAAGGCACCUGAACUGAAUCUCCUCUCAUGGAAUGCAAAAGAACAAAUUAGAUAUCUCCAUGCUGAAUACCCUUAUGACUGGACUGUGACUAGAUUAGCCAAGAGUUUUCCUGUAUCAGAGGAGGGAAUCAUAGCAAUUCUCAAAUCAAGUUAUGUGCCAAAACAACAGCAAGAAAUAACGAGACAUGACAAUCGUGUCCGUAAAAAUUGGCUUGCCGUGAGAUCUUACUUGAAGGAAAAUAACAAUGCAUUGGAAGACAUUGAAGGUGGACCAGUUGCAGAAUCAGUGAGGCAUCUAACAUCAUCAGAUAAACUUCCUUUGGUAAUAAAUGCUGGUGGCAUUAACAAUGUUCUUGUCCCAGAUAGGCUUACUUCACAGACUCACCAGAAGAAACUUGGACUUUUUGAGUCAAUAGUCAAAGAUUCUAAAGCUAUGAGACAACCAAAACAUCAACGUGCAAAACUUUUUUCUGAUGAUAAAUCCCUACUUGCAGAAAUUUCCAGCAUGGGUACAUUGAAGACUGAUAAUGUGACAGAUGCAACAAGGGAAGAGGAUGCAUCAGAAGCACAGAAUCCUUCCCGACGCCAGAAAAGAUUAGCACAGACCCUUGGUAUGGGGAACAUGGAGCUAAAAUCUCUCAGCUAUUCACAACUAGAACAAUUGAGUAUGUUUGAAACUGGGCCAAUUAACAGUGUCCGCCAGGCUGGACGCAAUUCUCGUUGGUCAGAAAUAGAAUCUGAAUGGAAUGCUGAUAAGCAACAUGAGAAAAACAUACAGACAGAAUUUCAAAAUUCAAAACUUAGAAAGGAUAAGAUGGAAAGGUUUCAUGAACAAUCAGAUUACCCUUCAGUGUUCAAGAACAAGAAUUCCCCAAGAGGGAGGGAAGAUGUAUAUGAAAAGGACAGUUGUGUUUUUGAUGAAGAUGGAGAGUUUCUGUAUAAAAAACCUUGACAUUCUUAUUUCAUCGUACUUGGGGCUGUUUGGACAAUAGUUUCUUAUAUGUGAAGGGCACAAAGAGCUGCAAAAUUGCUGAUGCUGCGUAAAGAAACUUUCACUUACAUGCAAGAGUUUCAAAAAGAAAGUGUAAGAGAGCUUUAGUUAAUAUUACUGAACUCACAGUAAGGCCAAUAUAGUAGAUAUAAUUGAUAUUUAUCUUGUAAUAAUUAUAAUCUCCCUCACACCUCCAUCUUUAAUUUUGGGCGGGACCCAAUUUGAUUUGACCCCAUAUAUGACUUGGUUCUGUCAGUUUGUUGAAUAGAUGUGUGCCACAAAUGACUAAAUGUAUCUAAGCAUCUCUUUGAAUUGAAGACGUUUAUGAACUAACACCCUGAAGGAAAUAUGUGGAUGAUCAUGUAAUAAAUGUUUUAUAAAAAUAUA
Messenger RNA from Haliotis rubra (blacklip abalone), 1674 nucleotides. Its product is annotated as neugrin-like. Lineage: Eukaryota; Metazoa; Mollusca; Gastropoda; Lepetellida; Haliotidae. The record is from RefSeq and is a predicted model, not a curated record. The transcript has 3 exons. Bases 1 to 1248 code for a protein of 415 amino acids. Gene Ontology annotation, cellular component: nucleus.